Messenger RNA from Toxotes jaculatrix (banded archerfish), 1167 nucleotides. It is a transcript of the gene gpr45, whose product is annotated as G protein-coupled receptor 45. NCBI's taxonomy places the organism in Eukaryota, Metazoa, Chordata, Actinopteri, Toxotidae. Gene Ontology annotation, biological process: G protein-coupled receptor signaling pathway. Bases 7 to 1167 code for a protein of 386 amino acids. Gene Ontology annotation, molecular function: G protein-coupled receptor activity. Gene Ontology annotation, cellular component: membrane. The transcript has a single exon. The record is from RefSeq and is a predicted model, not a curated record.
GCUGCUAUGGCUUUUUGUAAUGAAAGCCUGCUGGAGGAGUGUGACCUCAUGGAGCCGGACAAUGCAGAGGAAAUGGCAGAAAGUGUGCCAUCAGAAGCUGCAACUCCUCUCAUAUCAGUCACUCUGCGUGUGACCCUUGCAGCCAUAAUGAUCUUCAUGAUUACUGUUGGUUUCCUCGGCAACGCAAUUGUGUGUCUGAUUGUUUACCAGAAACCUGCCAUGCGUUCUGCUAUUAAUCUUCUGCUCGCUACUUUGGCCUUUUCAGACAUUAUGCUCUCUCUGCUCUGCAUGCCCUUCACUGCAGUCACUGUGGCCACUGCUGACUGGAGCUUUGGGAGUGGGUUCUGCCGAGUGUCCAUCAUGCUGUACUGGCUGUUUGUCUUGGAGGGGGUGUUUAUCCUCCUCAUAAUCAGCGUGGACCGAUUCCUCAUCAUUGUGCAGCGGCAGGACAAGCUGACCCCCCACAGAGCGAAACUGUUGAUUGCAGGUUCAUGGGUGUUGAGCCUAUGCGUAUCCCUGCCGUCUGUGGUCGGGUGGAGGACAGCUGCAGCAGGCAUUGGGGGUGCCUGGGCACCUCAGUGUGUUCUGGGGUAUAGUGAGUCUCUGGCAGACCGUGGGUACACAGUGCUGUUGGCAAUCGCAGUAUUCUUUGUACCAUUUGCUGUCAUGCUGUACUCUUACAUGUGCAUCCUCAACACAGUGCGCCGCAACACCCUGCGUAUCCACAACCACACCAGUGAACAUUCCUGUCUGCCAGCUCUCAACCAAGUCAGCAAAAUGAGACUUACUGGGCUGCAGCGGCCCCCUCAGGUCAAAGUGGACAUGAGCUUUAAGACCCGAGCCUUCACUACCAUCCUCAUCCUCUUUGUCGGCUUCUCUGUGUGCUGGUUGCCGCACACUGUGGUCAGCCUGCUGGCUGUGUUCAGCCGGCAGUUCUACUACAGCUCAGUCUUUUACCCAGUCAGCGUAGGCGCUCUGUGGCUCAGCUAUCUGAAGACAGUCUUCAACCCAGUCAUCUACUGCUGGAGGAUCAGAAAGUUCAGGGAGGCCUGUCAGGAGUUCCUUCCCAAAAGUUGCAGACUGUGUCCCAAAGUGCCAGGCAGGAGCUGCAGGAGAGUGAGACCCAGUAACAUUUAUGUUUGCAGCGAGACUCAGUCAGCUGUGUGA